Truncatella angustata is the source of this 486-nucleotide messenger RNA. Its product is annotated as thiamine diphosphate-binding protein. NCBI's taxonomy places the organism in Eukaryota, Fungi, Ascomycota, Sordariomycetes, Amphisphaeriales, Sporocadaceae. The record is from RefSeq and is a predicted model, not a curated record. Gene Ontology annotation, molecular function: thiamine pyrophosphate binding; carboxy-lyase activity. The transcript has a single exon. Bases 1 to 486 code for a protein of 161 amino acids.
AUGCUUCCAGUAGCCCAGGGUACCGUAUUGGCGCAACGAGAACUCGACGCUACUACCGAAAGCAGUCUUGCCUGGAGCUCGAGUACCGUUCUUUCCAUCGGAGACGGCUGCUUGCAGAUGAUGGUGCAAGAGCUUGGAACUAUAAUUCGUCACAACCUCAAUGUUUUCAUCUUCUUGAUGAAAAACAGUGGGUACACUAUCGAGAGUUGCAUCCACGGAUUGGAGCAGAAAUACAAUGAUGUCGCACCGUGGCGAUACCUGCAGACACCUGGGUUUUUCGGUGCCGAAGAGGGCACUUUCACAGCCGCGGUCAGGACGUUCGGCGAAUUACAAGCAGCCUUGAAUGAUGAGCUGCUGCAAAGCAGUCUAGUCCUUCGGAUGGUGGAGGUAUUUACAGGCCGUGAAGAUGCACCUACUAGACCGCUCACAAGUCUCUUGGAAAACGAGAGAAUGCGACUUGCAAGCCAAAGAGGCCCUAGUUAUUGA